AGUUCUACAGCCCGCCUCUCCCACAGAGGUGAAGCCUGGGACGCGGCUUGUCUCCGCCCCGCGGUGCAGCUAGAGGGGUGUGCUUUGGGGGCUUAGGGAAUAGCUAAGGAAGAGGAGGGCCCGGGGUCGUGCCGCAGUCUGCCCUUCCCUAGCUUCUAGGCACUAAGCCUGCACGAGCCCAAAGGUGAUUUUUCCUUGGGCCCAAUAUGAUACUAACCAAAGCCCAGUACGAGGAGAUAGCCCAGUGCCUAGUGUCUGUACCGCCCACUAGGCAGAGCCUGAGGAAGCUGAAGCAGAGGUUCCCCAGUCAAUCGCAGGCCACUCUGCUGAGCAUCUUCUCCCAGGAGUACCAGAAACAUAUUAAGAGAACACAUGCCAAACAUCACACUCCAGAAGCGAUUGAAAGUUAUUACCAGAGGUACCUGAGUGGUGUGGGGAAAAACGGAGCAGCCCCUGUGCUCUUGGAGCUGGCCAAUGAGGUGGACUAUGCACCCUCAUUAAUGGCUCGGAUUAUCCUGGAGAGAUUUCUACAGGGGCACGAACAGACUCCACCCUCCAAGUCUGUUAUAAACAGUAUGCUACGGGACCCUUCUCAGAUUCCAGACGGAGUUCUAGCAAACCAGGUCUAUCAGUGCAUCGUGAACGACUGCUGUUAUGGACCGCUGGUGGACUGCAUCAAGCAUGCUAUUGGCUACGAGCAUGAAGUCCUGCUGAGAGACUUGCUUCUCAAGAAGAACCUCUCCUUCCUAGACGAAGAUCAGCUGCGUGCAAAGGGCUACGACAAAACACCAGACUUCAUCUUACAGGUGCCAGUUGUAAUGCUUUGUCCCUUAGCUGUGGAAGGACACAUAAUUCACUGGAUUGAAAGCAAAGCCUCAUUUGGUGAUGAAUGUAGCCACCACGCCUACCUGCAUGGCCAAUUCUGGAGCUACUGGAAUAGGUUCGGACCAGGCUUGGUCAUCUAUUGGUAUGGAUUUAUCCAGGAACUGGACUGCAACCGGGAAAGGGGCAUCCUGCUCAAAGCCUCUUUCCCAACAGACAUUGUCACCUUAUGCCACAGCACAGCUUGACCCCGAAGGUCCCGGAAGAGAAGCCGGAAGCAAUGUUACUUUCCUGCAGUAUAAACUGCUGGCAACAUCUGCCCUGAACUUCAGCUGAACCCUGCUGCUGCCGUCGCAGCCCUACCUCUCUACACAAACAUAUCAAGAGUUUCUGUUUUCCUUCAUCCCUGGGCGAUGUGAAUAGCCAAGAACUACAGACACAACCCACUCAUUAUCAGCAUUUCUGUCUCUAACAAACAGUUAGUUUAUAGAUAGUCAUAAUCUUGCUUCCUUCCGAAUGCUUUCUCCUUGUAUACUGAACAGAAGAGAAAGUAUGGAGACUGAGAGGUAUGAUUUUUCAGUUCUCCUCCCUAUGAUCAAAUAUAUUUUCUUCUAAACCUCCAUUCAUAUUCUCUCUCUCUCUCUCUCUCUCUCUCUCUCUCUCUCUCUCUCUCUCUCCCCCUCUCCCUCUCCCUCUCUCUCUCCCUCUCCUUCUCCCUCUCCCUUCUUCUCUCCUUCUCUUUCUUCUGUCCCCCAGUCUCUGCAAGGGUACACUGGUACUGUGUGUUGCAUUACCACCGGGGAAAAACCUAGCACAAACCUAGAGAAGCUGGAGACAGGAAGUCCAUAAGUAAGUGUUCCUUCUCACCUGGGGCUCAGCAGAGCCGGACUGGAGCCUUUUCUAUGGAGUCUCGUGGCCUCCUGACUUCUGUGGCAUUCAGCCAAGGUGCAAAAAUCCCCCUUGAUGAGAAUUUCCUCUUUUCAUAAAGUUGAUUUGAACACCAAACACUUCACGUUGACCUCACCUUCAAGUAUGAGUUGCAGUUGUGUCUGGAAAACCUUGCUCCUUUGGCUUGGGGCUGAGGCAGUGGACUGAACCCCAGGCUCCUCUCUACAGUGGCCGUCUAAACCGGACUGCAGCCAGCACAGUGUUAGCAGCUAUUUUUAUGAGAUUUUUUUAAAGUACAUUCAUACAUACUGCUUUAAGUCUGCAUUUUAUACUACAUAAUUGUAUAAUACUCAAAUGAUUUAGACAUUAUAAACAGUCAGCUUUGAAUGAAUUCAGUGUACCAGAAAAAUCCUCAUGUGAUUUUUAAAUAAGCAAUAUAAAAGAGAUUUUGUAUUUAUUCACUUUAAUUUCUUCACUUUUAUAUACUGUAGACCAGGCUUCAGUGAGAAGCAAAACAUCAAUAAAAUAAUUAUAAACCUAUCUUUUGGGAAAUUAAAAACUAAUCUGUAUCUCCCCAAAAAAAUGUAUUUUGUAAAAAAAAAAAAAAAAUGCCCUCAUGCUUGUAAAAAUGUAGCUUUUAUAAUGUUGAAGAGUUUUAGAAAUAAAAUUAUGACUCUUGGAAACAAAUACCUUAACUCAUACACAUUGGUCAGUUCCUUUUGUACCUGGUUAGUGAAAAGCUUGGUCUGUUACCUUCCUCCCAAGGGUCACAAGUGUGGCAGGUCCAAGACAGGAUUUUAAGCCUUCUCUGAGUGCUGGCGAGAGAUUUCAACAUUUAAGAGUAUGGUGCUUUUGCAGAGGGUCCAGGAAAUCUUAGGAAAGAAGGUAGAGUUACGGGUAAGGUGGAGUCAGGCAGACUCCUGUUUCCACCUAGAGUGCAGCAUGCAGGUUUGGUGCAUGAAAUAGAGAGACGAUUUGAGACCCACUACAUGGACUUUAUACACAGUUUAAAGAAAAAUAUUAAAAUCUGGUUUCAUGGCAUGCCCUAAGCUAGCAGUUUGGUUUGUUUUGGUUUGGGUUUGAGGAGUUAGAAGGGGUGCAGUAAAUUACAUGUAUCUGCACAGAUGUUGAAAAUCUUUCUAAACCCUUGUCAAAGAUUUGCUUGUCUUAACAUUAGCCUAAUUUAUGAUGACCAUUCACUAAUAAAUUGUAAACGCC
Molecule: messenger RNA, 2928 nt
Organism: Rattus norvegicus (Norway rat)
Lineage: Eukaryota; Metazoa; Chordata; Mammalia; Rodentia; Muridae
Gene: Cdin1
Product: CDAN1 interacting nuclease 1
Exons: 11
Coding region: 207-1070 (287 amino acids)
Biological process (GO): erythrocyte differentiation
Cellular component (GO): cytoplasm; nucleus
Source: RefSeq, marked validated